This is a messenger RNA of Linum trigynum, 1503 nucleotides long. NCBI's taxonomy places the organism in Eukaryota, Viridiplantae, Streptophyta, Magnoliopsida, Malpighiales, Linaceae. The record is from the annotation of a GenBank genome assembly.
CGCCACCCUUUUCCAUCCAUCAUCAUCUUCAAACAACAGGCUCCCUCAGAACUGUUUUUAGCUCCUGAAAGCGAUUUAGGGUAACCCUGCCUGUGAAACUGCAGCAGGGGAAACAGCUUGUGCCCAAAAUUACAGAGCAGCAGUGACUGGUUUAUGGCUCUUGCUUUCAAUACAUUGCUUAUUGAUCAUCCAAACGGCCAAAUUGAUCAUCCAUGUGAUAGGAAAUUGAAAAGAAAUAUUCAAGUUGUGUAUUGCAGUCCCAUUGAAGCAAGGAAAAGAAAUACAUACUCCUACAUUAAACAAUUCCAAGUCAAGCUAAUCCUAAUUUCCGGUAGGAGUUUAGUCCUCACACUCAAAAUCAAAGAUAUAAGCAAAACUCACCUCAAUCCAAUUGGCUCGACGAAGGGAGGCAGAAGAAGGAAGGCCUGAGAUGGAUUUCCACAAGGAAGAGCUGGAUUUACUACUCGUCCCUCUUGCGUUGGCUAUCUUAUUCAGCUACAACCUCUUCCUUCUCUACAGAUACCUCAAUCACCCUCACAGCACCGCUAUCGGCUUCCAGAACAACGACAAGAGAGCUUGGGUCGAGAGAAUCAUGCAGGGCGACAAGGACGAUGUUGCCAUCGCUCUCUCAGUAAUUUCAUCGAACACCUCGGCUGCAACUGUCCUGGCUUCAAUCUCCCUAACCCUCAGCUCUCUGAUUGGCGCCUGGCUCGGUGGGAACUCCCCCAACGUCUUCCAGAGCGAGCUGAUAUACGGCGACACAAGAGCCUGCACGCUAUCAAUCAAAUACAUUAGCCUGAUGCUCUGCUUCCUCCUCGCCUUCUCCUGCUUCGUUUCCUCGGCGACGCAUUUCGUCCACGCCAACUACCUCAUUAGCAUCCCCAGCAGCGACGUCCCCGUGAAGAGCGUGGAGUCGACGGUGAUACGCGCCGGCGAUUUUUGGUGCCUGGGACUCCGAGCUUUGUACUUCGCGCUGAAUCUGUUGAUGUGGUUCUUUGGGCCGGUGCCCAUGUUCGUUUCGGCCGUGAUCACAGUGGCUAUUCUCUGCUCCGCCGACGUCAAUUCCAAGCCGCUGCAUCAACACUUGCCGGCGCCGCCAAGGGCCCAGAUGAUGAGAAGGGUUGUUCACCCCAAAAGCCCGGCGAGCGUGGAGUUUUUGUAGUGGGCUGGGCUGAUAGCAUAAAGGAAACCCUGUUCACUUCCAUUUUCGUUUCCUGUUUUUUGUUUUCAUGUGAUAAAUUUCACAACCGAAAUGAGAAAACUUGUUUACUUUUCAUUCUGUUUUCUAUUCGUUUCCAACCAUGAAAACAGAAAGUGGCAACUUCCUGCUGUUUUCGGAAACGGCAAAAUGUUGUUUUCACCUGUUUUCAACAUCUGUUUUCUCAAAAACAGGAAACAGAAAUUAAAGUAAACAGGCCCUUAGUCUCGCAACUUGUUUUUCUGUAAUUUUACCUUUCUUUUUCUGGUAAGGCUUUUCCACGUCAAUGAAAAUAUUGAAUUAGA